ACAGGAGCCGCAUGCCCUACAUGGACACUGUCAUACACGAGAUCCAGAGAUACAUUGACCUCAUCCCUAACACUCUGUCCCUUUCUGUGACUCAGAACAUUCAGUUCAGAGGAUACCACAUUCCAAAGGGCACAGAAAUAUUACCAUCUCUGACUUCUGUCCUGUAUGAUGAGAAAGAAUUUCCCAACCCUGAGAAGUUUGACCCUGGCCACUUCCUGGAUGCAAGUGGCAAUUUCAAGAAGAGUGACUACUUCAUGCCUUUCUCCACAGGAAAAAGAGCUUGUGUUGGAGAGGGACUGGCCCUCAUGGAGCUGGUUUUAAUCCUGACCACCAUCUUGCAGCACUUCACCUUAAAACCACUGGUUGAUCCAAAGGCUAUCGACCCCACCCCCGUAGAUAAUGGGUUUAUCUCUGUUCCACCCUCCUAUGAGAUCAGCUGUGCUUUGUUCCCAUUUAAAGAAAAUAACUGACCCCAUCUGAGCAAGUCAAAUGGUUUCAGGCAUGUGUGUCACCUGUUACUCACCCAGUCCUCACCAGUGAGGAGACCUGAGAAGACCAUCCCUAAGCACAUCUUCGCAAGUCUUCUGUCCCUCAAACUCUAUUUGUUGAUUUCACCAAUGCAGGAAAGCACACUUUCAUCCUCCAUAAAAUUCUCCUGAUAAUA
Ochotona princeps (American pika) is the source of this 664-nucleotide messenger RNA. RefSeq names its product cytochrome P450 2C30-like. Bases 12 to 470 code for a protein of 152 amino acids. NCBI's taxonomy places the organism in Eukaryota, Metazoa, Chordata, Mammalia, Lagomorpha, Ochotonidae. Gene Ontology annotation, cellular component: intracellular membrane-bounded organelle; cytoplasm. Gene Ontology annotation, biological process: xenobiotic metabolic process. The record is from RefSeq and is a predicted model, not a curated record. Gene Ontology annotation, molecular function: heme binding; iron ion binding; oxidoreductase activity, acting on paired donors, with incorporation or reduction of molecular oxygen, reduced flavin or flavoprotein as one donor, and incorporation of one atom of oxygen. The transcript has 3 exons.